AUGUACGACAAUACGCAGCUGCAGCUGCAGCAGCAGCAGCAGCAGCAACAGCAGCAGCAGGGGGCCCAACACCACCCUGAAUCAGCAGCAGCAACAACAACAACAACAGCAGCAGCAGCAGCAGCAGCAACAGCAGCAACAGCAGCAAAUACACCGGACAGCAGCAGCAGCACACGUAAGGCCCUAAGGAGCGCCAUACAUUUGCUGCAGCAAGAGGGGCCCCUAGAGGCAGCAACAAAUCUACUCAGCAGCAAACCUUAUGGGGAGAAGCUGCUGCGCCUGCUGCUGCAUACUCUUAUUGGUAAUUAUAUACACUGCAGCAGCGGCAGCAGCAGCAGCAAGAGCAGCAACAGCAGCAGCAGCAGAAAUAGCAGCAGCAGCACUAGCAGCAAGGAGACAGCAGCAGGAGGGGGGUUGAGCGAGAGAACGUGUACCGUUAUUCUGCAGAUUUUUACGUUGGUCAGCAGCAACAGCAGCAGCAGCAGCAGCAACAGAGAGCAGCAAGUUAUUAUUGAGCAUGCAUACAGCAGCAGCAGCAGCAACAGCAGCAGCAGCAGCAGCAGCAGCAGCUUCAAGCAGCAGCUACGAGACUAUUUGCAUGCAGCACUUCAAGCCCCAAACUUCUUCGGAUUACCUGAUGUUGGCGCCUUUGAGGGCUUUGAUGGACUGCCUGUUGCUACCCACAUCCCUAUAACAGCAGCAGUAACAGCAGCAGACAGCAGCAGCAGCAGCAGCAGCAGCAGCAGAUUUAUUCCAGCAACAACAGCAGCAGCAGCAACAGCAGCACAGGCAACAGCUGCAGACCAGAAGCAGCAACAACAGCAACAGCAGCAGCAGCAGCAACAGCAACAGCAGCAGCAAGUAGAGCAUGAGAACGAACAGCAACGCUCGCGGUCUCUUUCUGUCUCCGAGCCAACAGCCCCUAGCCAAACAGGCAGCGACCAGCAGCAGCAGCAGCAACAACAGAAGCAGCAGCAGCAGCAACAGCAGCAGCAGCAGCAGCAGCAGCAGCAUUUUGUACUAGAAGAUAAUAAUUUAGAUACAGAGGAUGAAUAUGAUGAUCCGCCAUCAGCACAAACGGAGACACCUGUCUCCCUCCUACGUAGCGAGGCAUAA
This is a messenger RNA of Eimeria maxima, 1116 nucleotides long. RefSeq lists its product as hypothetical. NCBI's taxonomy places the organism in Eukaryota, Apicomplexa, Conoidasida, Eucoccidiorida, Eimeriidae. The transcript is spliced from 6 exons. The record is from RefSeq and is a predicted model, not a curated record. Bases 1 to 1116 code for a protein of 371 amino acids.